Molecule: messenger RNA, 207 nt
Organism: Anopheles coustani
Lineage: Eukaryota; Metazoa; Arthropoda; Insecta; Diptera; Culicidae
Product: cuticle protein CP14.6-like
Exons: 1
Coding region: 1-207 (68 amino acids)
Cellular component (GO): chitin-based extracellular matrix
Molecular function (GO): structural constituent of chitin-based larval cuticle
Source: RefSeq, a predicted model, not a curated record
AUGAAACUUGCCAUCGUUUUCGCCGCCGUUUUGGCCGUUUUGGCCGUUGCCCCCGCCAACGUACUGUGUGCAUUCGGCGAUGAUGUGGCCGCGAUGGUCGUGCGCGGAUCGUACUCGUACUUCGGCCCAGACGGACAGGUCUACACAGUGAACUACGUCGCCGACGAGAACGGAUUCCAGCCGGAGGCACCUCAUAUACCGCGCUAG